CAAGCAAACGAUUACUUCCGCUUUGAGCUUCUGUCCGUCUCUGAUUUGGAUGCUUAAUUGAUGAUUGUUUUGGCAAUUACUUAAUAGAUUUAUCACGAUGUUAUCUUUCAAACACGAGUGUUCCAGAUACUGUUCGGACUGAAGUUCACAUGUAACGCGAUUAGUGUUAUAUUAAAGGAGGAAAUUACAUGAAAGUGGAAAUUAUGGGCGAGUUACGAAGGGUACCUGUGACUUUGUUUAUAUUCCUUGGCGUGUUGUUCUGGAAGUCUUACGGUGAAUUAAAGCUUUGCUAUCCAAGGAAUUACAAUUUUGGCUCCUUUGUAUGCGUUUGCAACUCUACUUACUGUGAUACUGUACCAAAUAUUGAAAAACUUGACAUUGGUAGAUAUGUAGUCAUUGUAACAGAUAAGAGAAACUUUCGCCUAUCAAAUUGUACAGGUAGUUUUAAGAAAUCAAAAAUUGAAGAUGCCAGUCCAAUGUCAAUCAACUACAACAAAACCUUCCAGAAAAUCAUUGGCUUUGGUGGUGCCUUUACUGAUGCAACUGGAAUCAACGUAGUGUCAUUACCAAAAAAGGCCCAGGAGAAAUUGCUACAGUCGUAUUUCUCUCCACUCGGAAUUGAAUACAACAUUGGUCGAGUUCCAAUUGCUAGCUGUGACUUUUCCACUCGUAUCUAUUCUUAUGACGAUGCCGUAAAUGACACCAAAUUAAUGCAGUUUGAUUUAGCUGAGGAAGAUCUUAAUUAUAAGAUUCCAUUAAUAAAAAAGGCUCAGAAAAUGAGUAAAAGAAAAGUGCUCUUGUUUGGGAGUCCAUGGAGUGCUCCAGCUUGGAUGAAGACAAAUAACAAUAUGACAGGCAUGGGAAUGCUCAAAGGGAAACCUGGUGGUGCCUAUUAUAAUGCGUGGGCACUCUAUUUUGUCAAGUUCCUUGAAGAGUAUAAACAUUUCAACAUCACAUUCUGGGGUUUAACAGCCCAGAAUGAACCCGUAGAUGGCUUGAUUUAUAAAUUCCCAUUUCAAGCUAUGGGCUGGACACCUCAGCUGCAACGAGAUUUCAUCAUCAAAGAUUUAGGACCACUACUCCAUAGUUAUGGUUAUGGUAAUUUGAAGCUAAUGAUAUUUGACGACCAACGAACAUUUCUGGUUAAUUGGGUCAAAACAGUUUUAAAUAACACCUUAGCCAGAACAUUUGUGUCUGGCAUCGGAGUACAUUGGUAUGAAGAUAUUGACCUGACAUUGUCAUUUCUAGACAAGACACACGAACUGUUCCCUAAUCAUUUCAUUUUGGGAACUGAAGCUUGUGCUGCGUCUUAUCCAUGGGAGCAGCCCAAAGUGGCUCUUGGAAGUUGGAAGCGAGCCGAAAGUUACAGCAAAGACAUCAUCCAGGAUUUGAAUCACUGGGUGACAGGUUGGACAGACUGGAAUAUGGCUCUUGAUCUUGAAGGUGGUCCAAAUUGGGCCAAGAAUUUUGUUGACAGUGCUAUUAUUGUUAAUAAAACAGCUGGGGAGUUCUACAAACAGCCCAUGUACUAUAUAAUGGCACAUUUCAGUAAAUAUAUUUUACCUGACUCUGUAAGAAUUGAAAUCACAAACAUACCAAAAUUUUUAGAUGUAGUUGGUUUUCUCCGUCCCGACAAAGCUACAGUUGUCGUCAUUGUCAAUCGACAAGAUCAAAGUGUUAAAUAUACAAUACGUGACCCACACCUAGGACAAAUUGUAGGUAAUGCCGAUCAACAUUCAAUCCAGACAUUAAUUUGGUGGAACAAAUGAUGUAAGUAUAUUGCAAAAUCUGACCUCACCAACAACCUUAUUGCCUCUCUCCACAAACGUCUUUAGAUCAUAAAUUGAGAGAACCACUUAAAUACCUGAAAGAUAAAACAUGCCUGCCAUAUCUUAAAAAAAAAAAAACAUCCAUUGGACAGUCUUGGAUAUACAUCAACAGAUAGAAUGCUGAUGACUGGAACAUCAUGUUGUUGUUGAAUAACUUCAACCAAUCUCAAAAUUCUUGUUGAUUCAUCUAUAAAACUGAAAUAAACCUGAGUCUAAUCCAUUCUAAAUACCAGACUGUAAUAUUUCUACCUACUUUCUAAUGGCUUAAACUAAAUUGCCCAAUGAUGGAUGUCACACAUUAGAAACAGUGAAGCAGAAAAUAUAUUUCAUGUUUAAUUAUUUCACUUAAUUAUGUGAUGUAAUUAGUUUCAUCAUCACUAAAGCAGGCAUGUAAAUAUCCAUCAAUUUACGCUCUAGCUUGUAUCUCGACAUAUAUAUAUUCCAAUCCUUUUCUGUUGUAAACAUUAUAAAGGAAUUUUAGAUGGAUGAAUCAAGAAAUAUAGACUGUUAAUACACCUUUAUAAUGAGAGACUCAGGACAACUUUAGAUACAUAAAGGUAUAAAAAGUAAUAGCAAACUACUUAAGACAAUUUUAGUUUCCAAGUUUUAUUUGAGAAAUAUAAAAAGAAAAAAAAUGAAGAUGUUCCACACUAUUUAGUCCAGGCUAUUAAGAGUUGAAGAAAGUUCUAUGGAAAUAAAAUAUUAGCAUUCUGGUGAAAUAUUGCUUAACAUUAUUGAUGCUGCCUUCAGUUUGAGAGGGGCUCUUAAAAGAUAACAUUCUUUACCACGUAUUUGUUAUGGAAUACUAACAUUUUAGAAAAUCUGAACAAAAACUAACAAUUAUACUGGUUUGAUAGGAGGAGAGAGAGAAAUAUUUUUCAAUUGAAAUGUUUAAGUUAUUUAUCAGUUGCUUGUGAAAUAACUUCCUGUCGAUCUGCCUUAGCAACAUAAAGAUCAGCUUUGAAAAUGUAUAUAAUUUAAUGGAAUUUUAUUGAAAUAAUCUCUUGGAGAUGGACGACACUAGAAGUUUAGGAAAUUCUUUGCAAGCUUUGCCGAAGAAAUACAGAAAGUGAAGAUUUUCUACCAAGUCAAAUAUGUAUUUACCAGCCUUAAUCACUGUCUAUUUUCACUUUUGGUAUUUUAAUUAAAACACCCUAUCAUUUUCUUAAUUUCAUUUCAAGGAACCAAUUCACAAGUUGCUAACACCUACGAAAUAAAGACGUUGGAAUCGAUUUUGAAAAAAAAAACCCAAAGUAUUUACUUUUCUUAAAAAUAAAGUAUUAAAAACUA
Molecule: messenger RNA, 3119 nt
Organism: Octopus sinensis (East Asian common octopus)
Lineage: Eukaryota; Metazoa; Mollusca; Cephalopoda; Octopoda; Octopodidae
Product: lysosomal acid glucosylceramidase
Exons: 10
Coding region: 189-1769 (526 amino acids)
Biological process (GO): glucosylceramide catabolic process
Molecular function (GO): glucosylceramidase activity
Source: RefSeq, a predicted model, not a curated record